Moneuplotes crassus is the source of this 641-nucleotide messenger RNA. Lineage: Eukaryota; Ciliophora; Spirotrichea; Euplotida; Euplotidae. The record is from the annotation of a GenBank genome assembly.
CCAAACAUGUUCCCACAAGAUUUUAUGCUAAGUCCUUAUGACCCUAUAUACGGGUAUGGGUAUCCUCCAAUGCCAAUAUACGACCCCAAAAGUAUCAAGGUUGUGUGCAACCUUGACGAUGUACUCAGCAAGGCUUAUUACUCGAGAAAUCAUAUGAUAAAUGACGUCAGGAACAUUGCCAGGAUUUAUGGAUUUAAUAUUUGCAUUCCAAGAGGUGAUAUCAAGUAUAAAGGAGGCUCACAGCAAGUAGUACUCUACUGUGAUAGAUACGGUAAAAGAAGGAGGAAAAGUAAGGACUGUAAGACCAGAGGGACUAAGAAAACAGGGUGUCAGUGGAAGAUCAAGUUUCAGAAACAAUCUAAUGGUGAUAAGUUUGUACUCAUUCCUUCAAAGAGCUGUUUCCAUAACCAUAGGCUAGAGCCGAAGACUGGCACUAAAGUUCCAGAUAUUCAUGAUAUUUAUAAGGAGAUCGAUGAAGCAAAGAGUUAUAUUUCAGAAAGCGAAAGUGCUAGACCUGACAAAAUUGAUGAUACUUAUAAUAUGCUCGAAGAGACAUUUCCUGGAUUCUCUGAUUCUGAAGGUAAGAUUGAUGAAUUGAUCAAGCAAGAGACUAUCUAAUUUCAAUAAAUUACUGUAUAGGC